This is a messenger RNA of Photinus pyralis (common eastern firefly), 1313 nucleotides long. RefSeq names its product sine oculis-binding protein homolog (gene Sobp). Lineage: Eukaryota; Metazoa; Arthropoda; Insecta; Coleoptera; Lampyridae. The coding region runs from base 16 to 1242 and encodes 408 amino acids. Gene Ontology annotation, cellular component: nucleus. Gene Ontology annotation, biological process: animal organ development. The transcript is spliced from 3 exons. The record is from RefSeq and is a predicted model, not a curated record.
UAAUGUAGAAGUUAAAUGUACAUUUGCAAGUUACAAAAAUUAGUUCGGGAAUUAGACAGGCAAUUGGAAAACACGGUGUUUACAGAUUCUUCACACUCAGCAGUCGAUAGAGAUGAAUGUGAGUGGUGUGGGAAGCAUAUUAAUGACACCAAAGCAUUAACGUCAUCAAAGGCCACAUUUUGCUCAGAGUUAUGCUUCUCACAAUCAAGACGUGCAAGUUUUAAGAGGAACAGGAUGUGUGAUUGGUGCAAGCAUUUGCGACAUACAGUCUCCUAUGUCGACUUUCAGGAUGGUGCUUCUCAACUUCAGUUUUGUUCCGAUAAAUGUUUAAAUCAAUAUAAAAUGCACAUUUUUUGUCGAGAAACAAGAGCUCAUUUAGAAUUACAUCCACAUGUUGCUGAUAGUUCAGAAAUGGGGAGCGGUCUUAUCACACCGGAAAUGUGGUUAAAAAAUUGCAAAUCUCCCGACUGUAUCAGUUCUACUCCAAAUUCACCAAAGGGCUCAGAAAACAUAGAGCAAACCUCUCCACUACCCCUUAUCAACACAACACAUUCUAUUAAAGAGGAGAGAUCAUCUAAGAGAAUGAAAUCCAAAUGUCACAGAAAGCGCACAAGAUCUUCAUCUCAUGCAACCCAUAUGUCAUCUAGAAAUUCGCCAGUACCGGAAGCGCCUCAAGACCUUCGAGUGCGCCAAACAUCAACAAUGAAUAACUUUGAGCCAAUUCACUUUAAAGAAGAAUAUCGAUCGAACAACUUUCGUCACAAGUUUCCACAUGAUUUACAGAAUCAUUUUAUGUAUGGUUACCCAGGUUUCCCAGAAAAUCGAGGGCAUAUUUUACAACCUAGUUUACUACCUGGUCCUUCUCCACCAUUCAUCAAACCAUCACCUUUAGAAAAUUUAAUGCCUCCUGUUACAGUCCUAGUCCCCUAUCCCAUUAUAAUUCCUCUACCAUUACCAAUACCAAUACCUAUACCCAUCAUCAACACAGACACAAAUAAAAUAGAUGACUCCAACUCAAUUAGCAAAGGAGCUACAGAUAAUCAAGAAAAUAUUGUAGAAAAAGUGGCCACACACCCAGAAAUAUCGAAUCAAGGAACUGAACAUGAAAGUGUUGCCGCAAAGACAGAGGUAAGCGAAGGAAAUAUAGAAAACAGAAAGGAAAAAAAUAUUGGUGUUUCUAACAAAAAAAGAAGGCUUCUUAUAGAUCAAAAACUCGAAGCUAGUUCAAAGAAAAAAAAAUAAGUUUUUAAUAAUGUAAACUGUAUCAAUGUGUUUAAACAUAUAGAAAAAAGAACAUAAAUAAAAAGUUACCU